Molecule: messenger RNA, 3730 nt
Organism: Cimex lectularius (bed bug)
Lineage: Eukaryota; Metazoa; Arthropoda; Insecta; Hemiptera; Cimicidae
Exons: 17
Coding region: 146-3124 (992 amino acids)
Source: RefSeq, a predicted model, not a curated record
GAUAAUCAUUAGAUUCAUGAUCGCUUCGGGCCCGUAAAUGAGUUUGUUUUUAAUCAGUUGUAGUGGAAAAUGGAGGGGAGCGGCGGAUAGCUGUUGAUCACGCAUAAUCAUUUCCACUACAUUCAUCAAACCGAACCCGCGGAGAAUGGGUCUUCUGAAGUUUCAGUUAAGUGGAAAGAUGGGCUGUGGGCCUAGUUCCAGGCAGAACAGCAAGGAGCUCAAGUUGCCCGGAGCCAACCUCAUCUUCAACCACGGACAACUGCAAGCUCUGAACAAUUAUUUUUCAGAAAUCAUCGAUUAUUCAGACUAUUUUACAAGAGAUCCAGCACAGGAAAAGAGCCUUGUCCUGAUCGAAAGAUUAAUCCAAAGACUGAUUUGUGGCGUUGGGACGUUGGACAGCCGGUUUUCUUCUAAGCACCUAAUUUGUUUAGAGCCACAUAAAUUGACGAAUAAGCCUGGAAACAGUUUGAGUUAUCUGGUGAGACUGGACGAAUUAUCAACCCCCCAUCUGUAUCCGGAAAACGGAGGCCCAUCUUGUCAACUGAUCGAACCAGAAGGCGGCCCGCAGGGAUUUGCUAAGGUUCGGAUUUCUGGACCGGGUUCGGAGCAGUGGGCCGAGUUUAUCGGCAAUCAAGGUUUCCUUCGCAGGGACAAGAUGCAGGAACGGUUCGUGGAACUUCUGGCCGGUUCUGCCGGCCGCAGCACCCUCGUCGGAAGACCUGCAGAAGUCGACGAAAGCGCGCUCUGCGGAAGCCCGGGCAAAGUCAUCGACGCGACUCACGUACAGAGGCUACUUCAGGCUUCGCCAAGACAAGUAUUCUACGGUUCAGGAGAAGGGAGCGUCAAGAAAUUUCCGGAUCCCAGAGAUUUCAGAAUAGCCAUUGUCGAGGGUUGUUCGUGCGUGAGACUGCGAGUCGGUAUGAUCUACACAACAGAGGUCGGCGUUGAAACUGAUGUCGAGGUAACAUUAGUACUCGGAAUUGGAUUUACGUCGUGGCCAAGCACAGCUCAUUUCCCGACGAGAAUAUAUUUAACCCAUCCCGACUUCCUCCUUUAUCACCAGGUCUCCUGUACGGGUUUUUACGUGGUACCGGCUCCACCGCAUCCGACUCUGAGGUGCGACGACAGGCCGUCGACGUGGCAGAUCAGGUUUCCCGCUGCAGAACAAUCUCUUCUGAAGCACUACUCUGCCAACAGUCUUCCUUCUCGGGUUCUCGCCGUGCUUCGUGCUCUCCUGCACGAAAUCCGCUGCACCAACAAUGGAGGACAGGUCAUCAGUGACUACAUGCUGAAAACUUUGCUGUGGUUUCGGUUGGAAGAAGUGGUCGGCCUGAAAGACUGGACCCACGACAAGUUGGCUAUACACGUCCUCGUUAUCGCCGACAGGCUUGUUUCCGCUUUACGAACACAAAGGCACAGCUCCUACUUUUUCCCAUGGUUUAACAUAAUGCUGAAUUCCCCCGGAGGCGGUACACUGCAUUACACCGAAGAGGAUUACAACCACGACGCAGACCUGCUAACUUACCAUCUUCGGCGGUUCACGGACAUCGCCCCGUGUAGCGGUGACCCGGAUCCAUGGCGUCGGGUGGAGACGGCGAUGAUAGACAAAUGGAUAUCGGUUUUGACAGAUCUCACUCCUCCACAGGCGACUCGGGGGACGCGCAUGUCUUUCUAUCCUUUAUCAUCCUCCGGCUAUUCGACUAUCGCGGCCUCACAGUAUUCAAACCGCCAACUUACGUAUAUUGGGCAUCUCCUAAGAUGUAUGUUAAACGUCCGUUCGUUGACUCUGAGCAAAACGAACAGCCUUCCCUGGUUUCAAGGACAUGCACCAGAGAAUAAUGCAAAUAGCGAGGACUUGGUCUAUCUCAUAUCCACGAUUCUCGAACAGGCGAAAUAUUCGUUUUUCGGCAUGACUAAGCAGUUCCAUGGCAUUAAAAACAAAUCAAAGGCCAAGACCGUUUCAGAAUCUUACGACAGCGCUGCUAACCAGCUUCUGGAAGAUAUCAGAAACGAUAAAAAGCAGAUUGACAUCACGGACGACAACGUGGUUGUUAGAGAUGUCCUCAAAUGGCUCUACUAUGGCCUGGACAAGGACCGCAAAUAUUUGGCACCUGUAUUGAGACCAUAUCUGGCCAAACUGUUUAACGUUUCCCACGAAAACUGCUGGUACAUUCCUGACUGGUCGAGAAGGCAGGACACCGAUGAAAUCGAGUCCCUGUCCAAAUUCUGCAAACUAGUCGUAAACGGUAAUAUCAACGCAAACGACGGAAUCGUCGACGCCUUUCAUAAAGGCUGGAGCUGGGCUGAAUCAAUAAUAAAAACAACUUCUGAACUGGCAGACGGGGUUGAAUUGAUAUUCACCCCUUUUCCCGGUAAAGUCAUCCGUCACAAAGUCGUAGAUAGCAAGUUGGACCUCACAAAGAACACUAUUUCUAGAAGUCUCGGUAGAAAAAAAGUUGUAAGUGAACAGAAGGGAUUUUCCUCCGCCACCUUACCCAAACAUAUUAAGCCAUUCAGAGAGUGCCUUCAAUCGAGGCUACAGAGAACAACAGUGGAUGACGAUCUUCUCACGACAUCCCACAACAUAUUGAAAUCUUCCAGCCCGAUGACACAGACGAUAGAAAGUAUACAUCGAUACGGCAACCACAGGGGUAUAGGGAGCAUCGUCCACUCUUUAAUUACAUUGCGGAAAUUUUCGAUAUUACAAGAAGUCUGCGCCAUUCUUCCCGAGAGCGACAGGGCUCAAAUAUUGGAUGAAAUCCAGCGAGUUAGCAAGGAAGCCAGGCGACCCAGGCGACUUGCCAGAACGAUAUCGGCUCGCAUGAAACCUACACAAAUUUACAGGUCAACUAACGAGCUUUCAAACCUGCAGAACGAUGAAAAGGAUGAGGAGGCGGGUGGGACUUUAAUGGGCACGUGUCGGCAGCUGCGAAAUCGCAACUCUCACCCUUCCGUCUUUAACCCUGCGUUCUUCAGGGCGCCGGAAACAGAGGCUGUAUCGCCGUUGUACGUCAACCCGCCGAAAAGGGUGGGCAGCCUGUCCAACGAGUCCGAGAUGAUGUAUCUGAUGAGGAGCACUCGUAGGAAGAGCCUGAAAAGAAACGAAGUCACGACGAACCUCUGAUCCAAGCCCGAAGUGAUGACUCAGGAGGUGCCCUUGAGGAUCAUUUGCUACAAGUCAUCCACCCCUAGAAGACUACUUAAACAAUAAAUAAAUUGUGAAUUUAUUGAUAAUGUAUUAGUAUUAUGUACAUAUUUUAGAGAUAAUUAUUUAUAUUGCUAAACACUUAACUUAAAAAUAAAUUUAUGGUAGUAACAUAGCGUGACUGUAUUUACGGAGAAGAUACACAAGAAAAUAAGUAAGAAAAUAGAGCAAGAAGACAAUAUAGUUUUUUAUUUGUUCUUUAUAUUGUAAAUGGAUAAUCAUUAAGGAGUGUUGUCACUGAGUAAAGUUUUCUGCAAGUGACACAAACUGUAUCAACCAUCAUCAUUAGAAAAUAUUUACUUAAUACAAUUAUGGUGGUCAAUGACACAGAAAAAAACAUAACAAUUAAUAAUUAAGAUUUACCGGAAACAACUUUUGUGCCUGCACUGUCUCUGGACAAUAAAUAUUUCUUAUCAUUGAUAAUUAUAUGUUAGUUUACUAAAUGAUGUUUAAAGUGUUUACGGUUAUUCAUUUUUGAAACCAAACGAACAGCAAUUACCUUGUACUAUGAAAUAUUAAAUUAUA